GUGGAGGGAAUGACCUGAGGGGCUGUAUGAGGGAACAACCUCCUGGGUCUCCCCUAUCCCUGAGUUCCUGCACUCAGAAGUUGAGGCCCAGAGAUCCAGGUAGAAGGGGCUCCAGUCCUGGAACUGCCACUGCAAGUCAUGUGGCUUGGGACAGGGCUUCUCCGAGCUCUGUCCCCUCCUGUGUAGGGCGGGGAGGUCAGAGGGGACCCUGCAGAUCCAGUCUCAUGUCUGGGGGUCAAGGGGUGGCCUCGAGAGGGACCAGUCUCUGUGUAGGGGACCGUGAGCCCCCUCACCCCUUGAGCAAGAUUGUGGUCCCUGCACCAAGGGAGCGGGCCUGGGGUGGGAAGAGGCCAGCUGGGUCUUGGUGGUGCCUGGGGACUGCAUGGGGGCCCCUGCCAGGCAGGGAGAGGGACAGAGGACAAGCUGGGGGCUCUGGUGCUUGGGCUGGGGGCUAAGCGCCUGUGACCUCCACUGGCUUCCUCCUUCUCCUCUCUGAGGACUGAAUCUGGGGCGCAGCAGAGCACAGACUCAGGCCCGCCUUUCCUCUCCCUGAAAGAGCCUGCGCUGGCCUUGGGCAGAGAAAGGGAUGAGAAGUGAGGCUGAGUGCAGUGGGGUCUGCAGGGAUCCAGGUGGGAGGGGCCCAGCCCCUCAAGGUCAGACCCGGCCCCUCAGCAGGAAGACGGGCACUGGGGCCCUUGGGCAGGGCUGAUUUGACACUUUUGUGUGACUUGACACUUGUGUGACUUGAGCCACCAUGCCCAGCCUGAACACCCUUUCCUGGUAAAACACUCCACAAACCAGGAAGAGAAGGAAUGUACUGCAACAAAAUAAAGGCCAGUCAUGCAAGGCCCACGGCUGAAAGUCUUUCAGUCAUUUUAGGUGAAAGACUGAAAUCUUUGUCUCCAAGAUCAGGAACAAGAGAAGGAUGCCCGAUCUCACUACUUCUAUUCAACAUAGGAUUUGAAGUCAGGCCGGGCACAGUGGCUCACGCCUGUAAUCCUCGCAAUUUUGGAGGCCGAGGCAGGCAGAUUACUUGAGGCUAUGAGUUUGAGACCACCCUGGCCAACAUGGCAAACCCCAUCUCUACUAAAAAAAAAAAAAAAAAGGAUUUGAAGUCCUAGCCGGAGCAAUUAAGCAAGGGAUAAAAAGACAUCUAAGUCCCUUUUGCAAUAAGAAGCCAGAUGGAUAAAGGAAGUGCUGGUCACCCUGGAGGUACACUCAUUUGGGGAAGGCCCCCGGCCCCCACAGCCCUCUGGGGAGCCUGACCCUGGCUCUCCCCACUCACCUCAGCCCUCAGGCAGCCCCUCCACAGGGCCCCUCUCCUGCCUGGAUGGCUCUGCUGGUCUCCCCGUCCCCUGGAGAAGAACAAGGCCAUGGGUCAGCCCCUGCUGCUGCCCCUGCUGCUCCUGCUGCUGCCGCUAGCAUUUCUGCAGCCUGGUGGCUCUGCAGGAUCUGGUCCAAGCCUUCCCUAUGGGGUCACUCAACCAAAACACCUCUCAGCCCCCAUGGGUGGCUACGUGGAAAUCCCCUUCUCCUUCUAUCACCCCUCAGAGUUAGCCACAGCUUCCAACAUGAAAAUAUCCUGGAGACGGGGCCAUUUCCACGGGCAGUUCUUCUACCGCACAAGGCCGCCUUCCAUUCACAAGGAUUACGCGAACCGGCUCUUUCUGAACUGGACAGAGGGUCAGAAGAGCGGCUUCCUCAGGAUCUCGAACCUGCAGAAGGAGGACCAGUCUGUGUAUUUCUGCCGAGUCGAGCUGGACACACCGGGAUCAGGGAGGCAGCAGUGGCAGUCCAUCGAGGGGACCAAACUCACCAUCACCCAGGCUGUCACAACCACCACCACCUGGAGGCCCAGCAGCACAACCACCACAGCCGGCCUCAGGGUCACAGAAGGCAAAGGGCACUCAGAAUCAUGGCACCUAAGUCUGGACACUGCCAUCAGGGUGGCAUUGGCUGUCGCUGUGCUCAAAACUGUCAUUUUGGGACUGCUGUGCCUCCUCAGAUGGAGGAGAAGGAAAGGUCAGCAGCGGACUAAAGCCACAACCCCAGCCAGGGAAUCCUUCCAAAACACAGAGGAGCCAUAUGAGAAUAUCAGGAAUGAAGGACAAAAUACAGAUCCCAAGCUAAAUCCCAAGGACGACGGCAUCGUCUAUGCCUCCCUUGCCCUCUCCAGCUCCACCUCACCCAGAGCACCUCCCAGCCAGCGUCCCCUCAAGAGCCCCCAGAACGAGACCCUGUACUCUGUCUUAAAGGCCUAACCAAUGGACAGCCCUCUCAAGACUGAAUGGUGAGGCCAGGUACAGUGGCGCACACCUGUAAUCCCAGCUACUCUGAAGCCUGAGGCAGAAUCAAGUGAGCCCAGGAGUUCAGGGCCAGCUUUGAUAAUGGAGCGAGAUGCCAUCUCUAGUUAAAAAUAUAU
This is a messenger RNA of Pongo pygmaeus (Bornean orangutan), 2422 nucleotides long. Its product is annotated as paired immunoglobulin-like type 2 receptor alpha. Gene Ontology annotation, molecular function: MHC class I protein binding. The record is from RefSeq and is a predicted model, not a curated record. The transcript has 7 exons. Bases 1374 to 2261 code for a protein of 295 amino acids. Lineage: Eukaryota; Metazoa; Chordata; Mammalia; Primates; Hominidae.